Molecule: messenger RNA, 3656 nt
Organism: Strongylocentrotus purpuratus (purple sea urchin)
Lineage: Eukaryota; Metazoa; Echinodermata; Echinoidea; Camarodonta; Strongylocentrotidae
Product: allene oxide synthase-lipoxygenase protein
Exons: 12
Coding region: 234-2309 (691 amino acids)
Biological process (GO): arachidonate metabolic process; lipoxygenase pathway; hepoxilin biosynthetic process
Molecular function (GO): oxidoreductase activity, acting on single donors with incorporation of molecular oxygen, incorporation of two atoms of oxygen; protein binding; metal ion binding
Source: RefSeq, a predicted model, not a curated record
AGUCAUGGUAUCGACACAACGUCGAACAUUAUUUACAGCUGUGUGUACCCGUCUUGCGAGCAGUCUAACUUUACAGCUACUUCGCAGAAUAAUAGUGAUUGGAGUUUAAAUUCAAAUUAUAUAGCACUGAAAAGCUUACGUGCAUAGUUGAAAUCGAAAAUAAAAGUAAAACUUCAUCUAUAUCAAACCUGAAUGAGCUAAUGUAAAUACUGGACGUUCCUGAAUAAGCGGUUAUGGAUUUCUACGAUACAGUGAUGGGUGAAUUAGUGCAGCGGUACACGGGGAUCGAAUCACCCAAGACAACCAGAGGCACAAAAUACACCUUGUUCAUCAAAACGGGUGAUCGAUUUGGUAUGGGCACAGACGCCACGGUCUCGGUUGCGUUCUAUAACAAGCAAGGACUUCGUUCCCCGGAUUUCAAGCUUAGCAACCUGUUCCGAAACGACUUCGAGUCCGGCCACGUGGAUAAGAUGCAGAUUGUGUUGAAGAAUCUUCAGUUUGGAGACCCGGCCCACAUAGAGCUGUCGCGGACCCGAUGCGGGCUUGGACUCGGAGACUCUUGGUUUUGCGAGGUUGUCAGGGUGGUGAACGUGGAAACGAAGAGGGUGCACACGUUUCCCGUCCAUCGUUGGGUCCUUCCCGAAUCCCCGAUCAAACUGAAGGAGUACGAUGCCGUACUUCCACAGCAUGACGAAAACGUGGCACAGAGACAACGCGAGCUCAAAAAGAAGAGAGAUCUGUACGUCCCGGUCAGGAAUGAACAAACGGGGAUGAUCACGUACAAGGACCUACCACCAGAUGAAAACUUCUCCAUUAGCUCGACGAUUGAUCUGAUCGGGAAUGGAGUCAAGCUAUUAGGUAAAGCGGCAAUAAGGAGUCUCACCGUAAAGACGUGGCAUUCAUUGAAGGAAAUGGAGGAGAUUUAUCAAGAAGCCCACUUUCCAGCGCCAAUGGGAAUGCAAAACUGGAGGUCAGACAAAGAGUUCGGCAAGCAAAGACUGGUGGGAUGCAACCCAGCAAUGAUUCGACUUUGUACCGAGAUACCAGAGAAUUUUGCCGUCAGUGAGAGCGAUCUUGAGCCCCUACUCGAAGGACUCACAACUAAAGAUGCCAUCCAGCACAAGCGUCUCUUCAUCAUUGAUUACCAGUUCCUUAAAGGGUUGCCUUGUACGGACGGAAGAGAGAUGUGUGCCCCUGUGGCUCUUUUCUUUCUCAACAAGGACAAAUAUUUGAUGCCAGUCGCAAUCCAGUUAUACCCAGACCCAGCUCCAGACAAUCCGGUGUUUUAUCCAACGGAUCCUGAGUAUACUUGGCUGAUGGCAAAAUGCUAUUUCAACAUGGCCGAUCUGUCAGUGCAUGAGUCGGCCAGUCAUCUUGGAUUGACGCACAUGGUCGGUGAAUCAGUCGUCAUAGCAACGCAUCGAUACCUGGCUCCGUCCCAUCCCAUCUUCCGACUUCUUGCCCCUCAUUUUCUCUACCUACUCGCCAUCAAUGAUAAAGCCUUGGACGAUUUGAUGGCAAAGGGAGGCUUCGCCGAUAAGAACAUGAACAUAGGAGCAGUAGGCAUGGUGGGAAUUAUCAAACGUGCUUUUGCAACUUAUCGUCUUGACGUAGAGGGCUCCCUCCAUGCUGACCUUCAGGAGAGAGGAGUCUCUGAUCCAGAAGUUCUACCCAACUACUACUACCGUGAUGACGCCUUGCUCUUACACAAAGCAAUAUAUCGCUUAGUGGAACAAGUGGUGGAACAUCAUUAUGACACACCUGAGAAGAUUGCUGGCGACGAGGAGCUUCAAGAAUGGGCGUGGUUCUUGGGCGGUCAGCCGAAGUGUGAAGGAGACGUCACAGCUGGAAUCAAGGGAUUUCCGAACGGUGGCCGAUUGGACACGUCGAGAGAGAUCACAACCGUUAUCACCGACUUCAUCUUCAUGUUCACCGCUAAGCACGCCGCGGUGAAUUUCGGUCAGUACGAACUUUUCGGAUUCCCGCCAUCCUACCCCGCCUGGUUGAGCGGCAAACCACCACAUGACAAGACUGCUCUAUGUGAGAAGGAUAUUCUUGACAAACUUCCAGGCAAGACACAAACAUUACAGACCAUGGCUAUGACGUCACUCCUCAGCUGCCAUGACAACAAGGCAUUAGGAGACUUCGAGAUCCAGUACAUGCAUGAUCCUAACGGUCUCCAAGCUUUGGAGAGAUUCCGCGCUGAACUCAAGGAAGUUGGUAAUACAAUCGACGAACGAAAUAAGACCAGAGAAAACAAGUACCACUGGCUUCAUCCAUCUGAAGUACCGAAUUCUAUCUCUAUCUAGCUUUUAGAAAAGAGUGAGAUAUUUUUUAUAAGUAUAAGUGAUUUGUUUUACAGCUGAAUAUUUAAGGGGAGAGGGUUUAAGAAGAAGAAGGGAUAUUUGGAUGAGAGCAAUAAUUAACGCAGCUUUGAGAUCAUUUUUUCUCACAAACGUCUUCAGCGCAAAUAUAUGCCCGACUACAUUACGAAAUUGGUAUAUCGCCAAACUACCUCUUGAAAAAAAAAUAUGUAUUCAAACAAACAAAAAAUUAUGGAUCAUUGACAUUGAAAACCAUACUCUUCGCGUUGAGUAGGCAUGUAUCAGGGAUGCGGGCCCGGUUUCAUAAAACUUGAUAUCAAUAACAAGUUACAAGCUACUGUUUUAAGCUACUGAAAUCAUGGCAUCUGAUUGGCUGAGAGCAGAUUUAUCAUAGAAAUGAAGCAUUGUUUAUUGAUAUCAUGUACACAUGUACAACACACUAUCUAUUUACUCUUUCCUUGAUUGCAUUAGCUAUGUACUUCUUUAAUAAACCAAUGUUUUAAGCAUGACCUAGUAAAUACCCAAAUUAUUUUCGCAUUUUCCUAUGUAAAGUAUACUUUUUUGUCAUUGGCACAGUUUAAUAGCUCUGGUAUUUUGUAAAAUAUAUGUUAGUUUUGUUUUUAAUUAUUAUUUUUGAAGUGACAAAGAUAUUGCAUGUAAUAUGUGCAAUAAAUGAACGAAGAUAAGUAUGUCGUAAGGUUGUGAAAACAUAAUUAGCUCUCUUACCGUACAAUACCUUUUUGACAAAACAAUAAAAGUAACGUACUCAAAUUGUAUAUGAUGUAUUAUGAAUAAGGAUAAAGUGUAGGAACCUACUGAAAACAUAGAUGCUUUUAACUUGCAGGUUUCCGCAAAGUUACGUGACCAAAAUACCGUUAUAAUUAUACAAAAUAGAUGGUAAACAUGUUAACAUAAUUGUGUGAAAUUGCGUUCAAAUCAAUAGGUACAAAUCCUUCUUUGAUGUACAUCGAAGUAUUAAGAUAUAACACAAUCAGAUGUGCAUCAAAAUAUAAUACAAACAAAUACAUGUACCAAUCUUAUAGCUUAUCUAAGGUCUUAACCACUAAAGAAAGUCGUCUCUCUCUCCUUCUCUGUUGUGUUCCCACUGUGAAAAGGAAUACGAGCAAACUUUCCAUAAAUUUUGCUCUUAUUCUUAUUCAAGCAAAUCAAAUGCACAAAGUAUUUGGUAAAACAUAGCAUUCUUCCAGGAGUUAUACAAAGCGUUUUAUGUUUUUCCUCACGAAAAAAAUAGGCGCUUAGUUUUAAGCCGUUUCAUAAUGACCAAAACCCCGUAACACAAAUGUUUGCAAUAAUUUUGUUUUCUUCACAUUU